Seriola dumerili (greater amberjack) is the source of this 2441-nucleotide messenger RNA. RefSeq names its product aldehyde dehydrogenase 8 family member A1 (gene aldh8a1). Gene Ontology annotation, biological process: retinoic acid metabolic process. The record is from RefSeq and is a predicted model, not a curated record. NCBI's taxonomy places the organism in Eukaryota, Metazoa, Chordata, Actinopteri, Carangiformes, Carangidae. Bases 170 to 1642 code for a protein of 490 amino acids. Gene Ontology annotation, molecular function: retinal dehydrogenase (NAD+) activity. The transcript has 7 exons.
UUUAUUGUGAAAUGUGCAGUGGGAGGAUCAGUGCAAGGCCAGAUUCUGUGUCCAGGUUCCCCUCUCUUUGCAGUUGGAUUCAUGCGGUUUGAGACGCUGUCUGCUCCAGCCUGCUGUCACCUUACUCUCGGUUAGUUGUGUGUGUUUGGAAGCAGAUUAGCUGACAGUCAUGGCGAAAGCCUCGGGGCAGCGCUCGUACCUGGUUCUGGAGAACUACAUCGGAGGGAAAUUCGUCCCCUGCCGGAACCACAUCGACUCCUCCGAACCGUCCACCGGAGAGGUCUACUGCAAAGUACCUGACAGCGGCAAAGAGGAGGUGGAUGCAGCGGUGGCAGCAGCUAAAGAGGCCUUCCCCGACUGGUCCGCCCGCAGCCCACAGCAGCGAGCGCAGAUCCUCAACAAGCUGGCCGACCUGAUCGAAGCCCACCUGGAGGAGUUUGCCCAAGCUGAGUCCAGAGACCAAGGUAAAACAGUAACAUUUGCACGGACUGUGGACAUUCCCCGAUCGGCGUACAACUUCCGCUUCUUUGCGUCAUCGGUGCUCCACCACACCACCGACUGCAGCCAGAUGGACCACAUGGGCUGCCUCAACUACACCAUCCGCUGUCCUGUGGGAGUGGCCGGUCUGAUCAGCCCCUGGAAUCUCCCCCUGUACCUGCUGACAUGGAAGAUAGCGCCAGCAAUCGCUACGGGAAACACGGUGGUGGCCAAACCCAGCGAGAUGACCUCCGUGACAGCUUGGAUGAUGUGCAAGUUGAUGCAGCAGGCUGGUGUUCCUCCAGGAGUUGUCAACAUCGUGUUUGGCACUGGUCCGAGAGCAGGUGACGCCCUCGUUGGCCAUCCUGACAUCCCAUUGGUCUCCUUCACUGGCUCCACAGCAACUGCCCAGCGCAUCACAGAACGGAGCGCCCCCUACUGUAAGAAGCUCUCACUGGAACUGGGAGGUAAAAACCCUGCCAUUAUUUUUGCUGAUGCAGACCUGGACCAGUGCAUCGAGACCACGGUUCGCUCCAGCUUCUCCAAUCAGGGAGAAAUCUGUUUGUGCACCAGUAGGAUUUAUGUAGAGAGGAGUAUCUACUCUGAGUUCCUGGAAAGGUUUGUGGCUGCAACUAGGAAGUGGAAGACCGGUGUGCCUUCUGACCCCAGCAACAACAACGGAGCUCUCAUCAGCAAAGAGCACCUGGAAAAGGUUCGAAGCUUCGUAGCACUCGCCAAAUCUGAAGGUGGCAUCGUCCACUGUGGUGAGGGGGUUGAGCAGCUGGACCUGCCUGAGCUAAACAGCUCCGGCUACUUCAUGCCGGCCACCGUCAUCUCGGGCAUAUCUGACAGCUCUCGUGUCAUGCAGGAGGAGAUCUUCGGCCCCGUCACCUGCGUCAGCCCCUUCGACACAGAGGAUGAAGCCGUUGCCAAAGGUAACGGCGUGCGUUACGGUCUUGCGGCCACCGUGUGGUCCAGAGACGUGGGGAAGAUUCACCGGGUGGCCAAGCGAUUACAGGCGGGUUUAGUUUGGACCAACUGCUGGCUGGUGAGAGAUUUGAACCUGCCCUUCGGAGGGAUGAAGAACUCUGGUGUGGGGAGGGAAGGGGGGAAGGAUUCCUACCACUUCUUCACAGAGGUGAAGAGUAUCACGAUCAAACACUAAGGAAAGGGAGGAAGCUGGCAACAGAGGCAGGUAUUGAUUGGAGGAACAUUUUCUCUCUGAGGCAGGUACAGGGAUGUUUUUGCAGUUAAUCAUGACAUUCAUCAGACUAUGUCAGCAACUCUUAGGAAUUUCAGGAACAGAUUUCCUCUCACGCUCUCACGGAUUGUUGAAGCUUGUAAUUAGGUCACAUUUGUAGAAUACAAAAGUCAGAGAAAGUCACAUUGCAACAAUACAGACGAUUAGCAGAGAUCCAAAAGGAAUGUUUAGUGAGGAGCAAAUAUAUUACUGGGUAAAACAUUAGAAAAUUGCACCUCUAUCAUUUGUUCUUUGCUGAAUAUUUUGUACCACAAUCCUCUAUUUCUGAGCAGAUGAAAUGCUUGGAGUAGUUUUUGGUUUCAAAAUGAGAAAAAGUACAAACCAGACAAGGUUAAACCGGAUCAAGUGAAAGCUUAUAUCCUGCCCAUUUCAACUGAAGAAGUCCAAAGCACGAUUUAUGACUUUAAAGAACAGAAACUUAAUCCAACAUCCUUUCAAAGUUUAUACAGCAGGUUUGUGUCCUACAUGGCAGUUCAGGAAGUGACAGUCAUUCUGAAAGAAAGUAAAACGGUUAUAAUAUUAAUAGAAAAGUCAAAAGGUUUCUUGUGAAGCAGGUUAACAAAAAGAGAGUUAUGAUGUGUGUCGCAGGCUAACCUAACCCAAGAACAAAAUAAUUGUAGCUGAGUUUCAUCAGAACAAAACAUGUAAUAAGUGUUUUGUAACACAUACAUGUGUUGCCCCAAAUUAAAAUACCCUACAUGAA